AUGGUCAAAUUAGAAGAGGUGCCUGAUGAGGAGCUCAACGCACCCCAGAUGGGGCCCAAGUCGGAUGAAGAUGAGUGGGAUACUGAUGAUGAAUCCGAAACCUCCUCCAUCGCCUCCCUCGAUUCCGACAACCUAGACGAAACCCUCUUCGACCGCCUCGCCGCACUCCAAGACAUCGUACCCCCCACCUACCGCAAAUCCAUCUCCAACGCCGCUUCCACAGGCUAUUCAUGGGCGGCGUCGGCGGCGGGCUUUUCGGGAACGGCGUUGUGGGUUGUGAGUACGAGUGCGCUUUUGCUGGGGGUGCCGUGGGCGUUGGCUUUUAGUGAGGAGCAGCAGGUGCAGGAGAUGGAGAGGGAGAUGCGGAUGCAGCAGAAUGCUCAGGGAAUGCUGACACAGGGUGCGACUGGCGAGGCCAAGCCUGCGCUAUAA
This is a messenger RNA of Recurvomyces mirabilis, 432 nucleotides long. It is a transcript of the gene tom22, whose product is annotated as mitochondrial import receptor subunit Tom22. Lineage: Eukaryota; Fungi; Ascomycota; Dothideomycetes; Mycosphaerellales; Teratosphaeriaceae. Gene Ontology annotation, cellular component: mitochondrial outer membrane. Gene Ontology annotation, biological process: intracellular protein transport. The record is from RefSeq and is a predicted model, not a curated record. Bases 1 to 432 code for a protein of 143 amino acids. The transcript has 3 exons.